AUGGUCUCUACGGUGGAGUGCAAUCUGGGUGAGCUAUUGCAUGAGAGUCGCAUGAUCUACUUCACCAACGAGCAAGCAUUGCAUUUCUCUGCCGACCGCAUGCCAAAAGUGCGUGAAGCACUCGGUCUUCAGGAACCCAAGCUGCUCAGAUGGGGUUCAAGUUGCAAAAGGCUUUCUGGUAUUUGGAAUGGGCGGCCAAAGUUGAAGGAUUUGUUGCCCACAAAGACCGUUCCUGAGCUGCCUGAGCGGGAAGAGGUGGUAGAGAAGCAGCUGAAUGUUAUCGCACGGGAAGUGCUACUCCCUGUGGCAUUGCAGACGAAGGCAUUGAUUGUUGGGAGGAGCUCGUGUAGCCUUACAAAUGCCUUUGCAGAAGUCAGCGAGCCUAUUCAGAACAGCCUUGGGGAGUCUUGCCCAUUUCAGAUGGUUAUUUUCGAGCAUGCGCAAAAUUUACAUAUGAGCACCGUUCUGAAGCCAGACUGCUUGGAAAGGAAGCUUCAAAGGACCAACGAUGCCUGGAACCAGGCCAACUUCAUUCCAUCCCUUUCGGAUUAUUAUGGUGUGGACCCAGUUCUCUGGCCACGCUACACGCUUGUGGAAGGUGCUGCAGCCUACUUCAUCUUUGAGUGUCUCAAUGACCAGAACCCCCCUCUGCAUGAUCCACGAGCCGCUGUACAGUUUGAAACCAUGUUUCUUUCUUCGCUGCGCAGCUCGUUGCCUGUGCUGGCACUAUGGACGGGUGGCGACAAAAAAGUGCUUAAGUUUGAGGCCUUGAACUACGUGACAAAUGGUAUUCCUCUGAUUCUGCUGGACAGCAGAUGGCUGGAAGAGACAAGGGAGGAACAUGAUGAGAUAGCAGAUAUGCGCUUGGACUCACCUGUCACCUACAGAACAUCGGACAUAGCAAGGGAGAAGGACUGCAGCGAAAACAGCGAGGCUUUGUAUCAGGCUUUCGACAGGCUGACAGCACACGCAAAAGCGUUGAAUGAGAUCGGCUUGUACGACACUCAUAUCGGCUCAGCAAUGGCAUGUGUGCGUGCCGGCAUCCGCAAGAAGGAAAAGAUCAAGCAGCAGCGGAAAGAUCGAAAGCUUUGGCUACAUGAAGCCAUAGUCCAAGCAAUGCUCGAAUCGCAUCACAACAGUGCCCCUACAAACCUACAACACGAUGUCGCCCAUGCAGCAUUAUCCGCAGAAGAUGAGAAGAUCAUCCAAGCAACAGAUUUGUUCAUCGACUAUGUUGCAGAGCAGACAUGGCUGGCUUUCAUGAAGUCAUUACUGGGUUGGGGUGUGCUUUUGGACGUUCUGGCUCCCCACAUCAUCGUGGUUCUGCCAGCUUGGUUCGCCAGCUUCCUUAGGCAAGAGAUCAGGUGUAUGUUGAUCACACCCCUGGACGUGCUAACUACUGCUGAUGAGUCCGUGACCAACACAUCCUUGCUGGAGCUGGCAAUUGGGGCGCUUGGUGCCUGCAGGAAUUGGCAGCAGUUGGAGGCCGAAUGGGCAAAAAGGUGGGUCCAGUUGCAGUAUUAUGCGGUCCUCAACGGAUGGGAUGCAUCGGUGGAUGGAAUCAAGCUCAUGAAGGUCCUCAUGCAGGAGGAUUUCCACGAUGCCGGUGUUUUUCGGGUGCGUCUGAACAGAGAGGAGCUGGAGAAAGCUGGCAUGCCAUACGAGAAAGCACACGUAGCUAUCAAGGAGCAAUUGUCGUCCUGGCUAGCAGAUGUGAAUGAGUUUAACAAACUCAACAAGCAUCCACGGGCAGUCAAGAGCGACAAGAGACUCUGGCUGGCCGCAUAUGAGGUCUUGAAGUCCCCUGACGUUUACAGUUGCAAGCUGAGUGAGCAUCGGAGAUUGAAGAUGAUCAUCCAGACGCUCUCACGGUCCGACAGGCUCCCCGACCAUAGCUCCCUUGAGGGCUUGUUGCUGCUCCGUUGUGCCUGGACCUUGGCUGAUGCGUUUCACGAGAAGGCUACGAGACUGAAAUUUCUGGCCAAGCUCUCCUUUGGGAUGUUGCUUCUGCUGGGUGUCUUGAUCACCUUUGUUACUACCUCCGUAUGGGCGGAGGAUCUUUCGGAGGCGGAGGAGUGCUUCCGCGGCAGAAUCUUUGCUAUCGCAGACUCCGCGCUGGGGCCGAAAGACCAAUUGGCGGACCACCUGCCGACCGACGAAGUCUGUAUUCGGACCGAUGGCGACAAAAACAAGUCCGAAAAGCUGAAGAUGAUGAAUGAAAGGCUGCUAGCGAACAAGCUAACAGUGACACAUCAGCGCCACAUGCAGUAUCCCGAUCUGGCAGGCACUGGGCCGAAAGAGAGGCCAUGUGCUGAUCGAGACAGCUACCAUGCGCCGGCCAGCCCAGAGGAGUACAUUAUUUGGAGGCUGACCCCGUUGCGUGCCUUCUAUGUGCGUCGGAUCCCAAAGGUCCGUCGCACUCGGAUGCUCAUGCAAAUAUUUUUCAUGGCAUCAACGAGCGCCACUGCAGUAUUGGCUGCCGCGAAUCAGACAUCUUGGACACCCAUGGUGGUGGCCAUCUCUGCAUCACUGGCGUCCUGGCAAGAAUUCCGUGGUGUGGACAUGAAAUUGGAACGCUAUGGUGCUGUGAUUGCUGUCCUUCGCAGUCUUCUGCUUUGGUGGCAGACGCUCCCCGAAGCAGACAAGGCCAAGCACCAAAACGGCCAUAAGCGGACAGAGUUCUGCCUGGUUGGGCUCUGUGGGCGUAGUGUCAUAAUCCUCCUCCAUUGGCAGGUAAUUUCUCUGUGCUGA
Molecule: messenger RNA, 2751 nt
Organism: Symbiodinium pilosum
Lineage: Eukaryota; Dinophyceae; Suessiales; Symbiodiniaceae
Source: the annotation of a GenBank genome assembly